CAAGGCCGCGCGGCGGGCCUUGCCUUCCUCUUUCCGCCAUCUUGGCGCCUGGGAAGGUGAGGGGAGUUUCUGCUACUCAACUUCGGGGCCGGAUUCCUGGGGCCUGCUGGGAACAGGACUUCUAAGUAGCAGAUAUGUCUGGAAGGCUGUGGUGCAAAGCCAUUUUUGCUGGCUACAAGCGAGGUCUCCGGAACCAAAGAGAGCAUACAGCUCUUCUUAAAAUUGAGGGUGUUUAUGCCCGAGACGAAACAGAAUUCUACCUAGGCAAGAGAUGUGCUUACGUGUAUAAAGCAAAAAACAAUACAGUAACUCCUGGAGGCAAGCCAAACAAAACCAGAGUGAUCUGGGGAAAAGUAACUCGGGCCCAUGGGAACAGUGGCAUGGUUCGUGCCAAAUUCCGAAGCAACCUUCCUGCAAAGGCCAUUGGACACAGAAUCCGUGUGAUGCUGUACCCUUCCCGGAUUUAAACUAAUGAAAAGUAAAUAAAUAAAAGUGGAUUUGUGCUCUUG
Molecule: messenger RNA, 509 nt
Organism: Meriones unguiculatus (Mongolian gerbil)
Lineage: Eukaryota; Metazoa; Chordata; Mammalia; Rodentia; Muridae
Gene: Rpl35a
Product: ribosomal protein L35a
Exons: 5
Coding region: 135-467 (110 amino acids)
Biological process (GO): cytoplasmic translation; ribosomal large subunit biogenesis
Cellular component (GO): cytosolic large ribosomal subunit; ribosome
Molecular function (GO): structural constituent of ribosome
Source: RefSeq, a predicted model, not a curated record